AUGGAGAUUCGUCCCUUUAUGAAUGUGUGGGCUUUUCUAGCCUUCACGGCGUUGCUCUUCCUGAUCAGCCGAGUAUUCUACCACCUCUUCCUCAAUCCGCUACGAAAAGUCCCAGGGCCUUUCUUUGCGCGCUUCACAAAUCUGUGGGAACUAUGCACUAUACAUCGCAGCAACUUCAAUGAAAAAUGCGUAGAGCUGCACAAGAAAUAUGGCCCGGUUGUCCGACUGGCACCGAAUAGAUACAGCAUUAACACUAUUGACAGUGUUAAGACGAUCUAUGCACUGAGGAACGGUUUUCCCAAGUCCGAAUGGUAUGAUGCCUUUGGACACCCUUCCGCAAGGAAUUUGUUGAAUGUUCGAAACGAGAAAGACCACACCACACGCAAGCGACUAUUGGCGAGUCUUUAUUCGAUGUCGACUGCGGUGCAUUACGAGGAACAGGUCAAUCGAAUUAAUAAGAUCUUAACAAGAAAGUUCCGGGAGUAUGCAAACGGCCGACAGCGGGUCACAAUGACGAAGGUGCUGCAGUACUAUGCUUUCGACGUCAUCGCGCAAAUCACAAUGGACGUUAAUUUUGGCAUGAUUGACGCCGAGAAAGAUACGCUUGGGCUGCUUGAAACCAUCGAACAGGCCAACGAUUACCCUAUGUAUAUCGGACUCUACAGCCAUCUGCAUCCCUUCCUCUUCUCCCUUGGGGACUUCUUUGGUGCCCCAAACCCAUUCGCGACUCUGACAAAAAUAGUCGACAGACAGAUCAAAAUAUACAAGACAAAGUAUGCUGAUCUCAAACAGCACAGCGAUAACAGCUGCCAAAGUUUCCUGUCAAAGCUGUUCUCUCUGCACGAGACCGGCCAAGUUGACCGCCAGGCCAUAUCCGACAGCUGCGGUAUGAAUAUUAUUGCAGGGUCCGAUACGACAUCCGUUACAAUGGGGGCAUGCUUGUUCUAUCUUUAUCACACUCCACGCGCUUUGAAACAGCUCAGGGAGGAAUUAGACACGAGUAAGGCCCAGGGACUGAUUUCGGAUCCCAUUACUUUUGCAGAAGCUCAGAAGCUGCCGUAUCUGCAGGCACUCCUACAAGAGACAUUAAGGAUGCAUCCAGCUGUCGGUCAAAUACUAGCGAGAAGUGUGCCGAAUACUGGUGCUGAGAUGGAGGGCUACCAUUUUCCACCAGGGACUGAGGUUGGCGUCAAUGCUUGGGCACUGCACCGCAACCCAGCGUUGUUUCCCGACCCAGACGUGUUCCAGCCAGAACGGUGGCUAGAGGAAGGAACGGGCAGCACAAAGAAAGCAGAUAAGUUGCUCGCUUUCGGCGGUGGAACUCGAACCUGCAUUGGGCGCCACAUAAGCCUACUUGAAAUCAACAAGGUGGUGCCUCAAAUCGUUCAAAACUUCGAGUUGGUAUUCGAAGACUCUAAUUCAUCCCUGAAUUCACGAGCGAGCUGGUUUGUCGUACCGAAGUACGAAUGUAUACUUCAAGAAAGGAGCGACGAGGUGUGA
Molecule: messenger RNA, 1500 nt
Organism: Neoarthrinium moseri
Lineage: Eukaryota; Fungi; Ascomycota; Sordariomycetes; Amphisphaeriales; Apiosporaceae
Exons: 5
Coding region: 1-1500 (499 amino acids)
Molecular function (GO): heme binding; iron ion binding; monooxygenase activity
Source: RefSeq, a predicted model, not a curated record